Molecule: messenger RNA, 12486 nt
Organism: Euleptes europaea (tarantolino)
Lineage: Eukaryota; Metazoa; Chordata; Lepidosauria; Squamata; Sphaerodactylidae
Gene: BSN
Product: bassoon presynaptic cytomatrix protein
Exons: 12
Coding region: 97-12216 (4039 amino acids)
Biological process (GO): protein localization to synapse; presynaptic active zone assembly
Cellular component (GO): GABA-ergic synapse; axon; glutamatergic synapse
Molecular function (GO): metal ion binding; structural constituent of presynaptic active zone
Source: RefSeq, a predicted model, not a curated record
GCGGCGAUGGUGGAGCUGGGCUGAUGGCGGCGCAGGCGGCGCUGCGCUGAGGACGCUCAGGGAGCCCUUCCCCACCCCGGCCGCGGCCGCCCCGCCAUGGGCAACGAGGCCAGCCUAGAGGGCGGAGGAGCCGAGGGGCAGCUGCCCCCCGGCCCCACCGCCGGCCCCUCCGCGUCGGCUGGGUCCGCCAAGCCGCCUUCAGCACCAGGCGGCGGCGGACAGCUCCCUCCGGGCAGGGCUCCAGCCGCCGCACCGGGCCCCGCGCAGCCGCACGGACCCUCGGCCAGCACACCAAGAAGACCAGAUCAAUCAGACCCCUCUUUUGGACAGAGAGCAGCUUCCCCAUCCCUUAAGCAGGCUGCUCAGACUAGCGAAAGCACAAGAGUGAUGAGGAGCCACGGGCAGACCAUCCAACAGGCUGAUGGGCCAAGGAGGACACUCCAAGUGGACAACAGGGACCAGAGAUCCGGACGGUCACCAUCUGUGUCACCCGAUCGAGGCAGCACCCCUACCUCACCUUAUUCUGUUCCCCAAAUCGCUCCCCUCCCCAGCAGCACUCUCUGUCCUAUAUGCAAGACAACAGAACUCAUCUCCUCUCCUAACCAGCCAAACUUCAACACCUGUACACAGUGUCACAAUAAGGUCUGCAACCAAUGUGGAUUCAACCCCAACCCUCACCUGACUGAGGUGAAAGAAUGGUUAUGUUUAAAUUGCCAGAUGCAGAGAGCUUUGGGGAUGGACAUGACCACAGCACCUCGCUCCAAAAGCCAGCAGCAGCUACACUCCCCUUCUCUUUCCCCUUCCCAUUCCCCAGCCAAACAGCCGCAGCCACAGCCCCAAGUGGCAACUGGUCCAGAGAAACAACCAGGAACUAUGCAGCCAGGCCCCAGGCCAAGUGCUGGUGUCAUGCAGCCCGAGCCCCCCAAACAACCCGCAGCUUCAGCACGGAGGGAACCACACAGCCAAGUCCAGCCAAAACCUGCUGCUCCUCAGGAAGUGGUGAGAUCUUCCCCUCAGCAUCAGCAAGCAAAGCCUUCAUCCACUGAUCAGAGAAAGACUGUGGGAGACUCCCCAGCUAAGACUCCAGCACCUCCCCCCAGCGCUGGGGCACAAGAGCAACCCCAAGAGGGCCUCACUGGGAAGCUCUUUGGAUUUGGAGCUUCUCUCCUGACCCAGGCAAGCACACUCAUGUCUGUCCAGCCAGAGGCCGCCCCACCAAGUCAACAGUCCCCUGGCAAAGUGCCUCCAAAAAUUGUCUUCAGUGAUGCCAGCAAAGAAGCUGGCCCUAAAGCCCCAGGCACUGCACCUGGAAUGCAGGGUAAGGCUGGAACUGUCCCAGCUGCAAAGCAAGCGAAAGCAGAACAAGUAAUCAAGCCAAAGGAUGUGCCGAAAGAAAGGGUCUUGUGCCCCCUCUGCAAAGCACAGAUCAAUGUGGGCUCUGGGGAACCCUCCAACUAUAAUACCUGUACAACCUGUAAGCAGCAGGUCUGCAACAUGUGUGGAUUCAACCCAACACCUCAUCUGGUGGAGAAAAACGAAUGGCUGUGUUUGAACUGCCAAACUCAGAGGCUGCUAGAAGGAAGCCUAGGAGACCCUGCUCCAAUGCCACUCCCCCCUCCAAAGCAACAGCCAACUGGAUCCCCUCGACACCAACCUGGUGGAAUCGGUCAGCAGCAGAGAGGAGCCCCCCAGCAAGUCACACCCCAGAAACAUGAAGCAUCAGCUUCUCCGACCAGGCACGUUUCACAAGCAAAACAACUCAGGACUUCAGAACAGAGCAAAUUACCAACCACUGUCCAUGAAAAAAAGCCUUCUGCUCCAUCAGAAGGAAAGCCACUCUCCAGAUUUCCUGAACAGCCUCCAAAAGUUUCUGAAAGUCCAUUGCCAAAGGGGAAAAGUAUGGCCACAAAACCAGAAGCAGAUGUCAAAGACAGCGCGAUAAUAUCAGAAUCUCCAAAAAUGAGAGACCAGGAGGAAUCCAGUAAGCCUUAUCCCUCAGACCUGUCCCGUAGCCCCCAAAGUCUGAGUGACACUGGCUACUCAUCUGAUGGGAUCUCCAGCUCCCAGAGUGAGAUCACAGGCUUGGUGCAGCAAGAAGAGGAGCAGCUGAAUGAAACAGGAAUUGUAGAGCAGAGCCCUCCAAGUCCAUCUGAACUCACUAAGCUAGAAAGCAGCAUGCGCCCCCUGUUGGAGUCAAAAGGCUUGACCCAAGAGUCAACUGAUAGGGGGAAAACAUACCAUGAAUUACGAGAAGAACAGAGACAGAGACAGAGGCCUCGGUCCCUUUCCAUCACCCCAGAAGCCUUUGAUUCUGAUGAGGAGCUUGAAGAUAUCAUGGAAGAAGAUGAGGACUCUUUAGAAUGGGAGAACCAGAGAGAACAGAGGGAGAGCACAGAGUCAUCAGAUGACUUUGGCAGCAAGUUGCGCCAUGACUAUGUGGAGGACAGCAGUGAAGGAGGAGGGUUCUCCCCUCUACCAACUAGGCAAAAAGCCAGAGAACCCAAGAUGACUGAUGAAGAGUUCAUGAGGAGACAGCUCCUGGAGAUGAGUGCAGAAGAAGAUAACCUUGAGGAGGAGGAGGAGGAGGAGGAGGAAUAUGAUCGUGUAAAAUACAGCAUUGCAAAAAAUGGACACAAGCCUGACUCUGAAAAAGGCAGGGAGGCUGCCUCAACCAAGAGGCGUCUGCCUCAUAGCUCUGGCAGUAUAUAUGAGGAAGAAAGUAAAGAGUUGGAAAGUACAGAGGGUGAUGAUAUGACUGCAUCUCAGGGAGGUUUGCGACGUUUCAAGACCAUUGAGUUAAACAGCACUAACAACUAUGGAAGAGACAUGGAAAUUAGCCAGGAGACAGAUAUCAGCCUGGAUCGAGAACCUGAACUGGAGAUGGAGAGUCUGACAGGCUCCCCAGAAGACAGAUCAAGGGGUGAAUAUUCCUCUACCCUGCCAGCCACAACACCCAGUUACACAUCAGGAACCUCUCCCACCUCCAUUUCUUCCUUGGAGGAGGACAGUGAUAGCAGCCCUAGCCGCAGGCAGAGACUGGAAGAGGUUAAACAGCAGAGGAAAGCUCGGCAUCGCUCGCAUGGUCCUCUGCUUCCAACCAUAGAAGAUUCUUCUGAGGAAGAGGAGCUGCGUGAGGAAGAGGAGCUGUUGAGAGAGCAGGAAAAAAUGCGAGAGGUGGAACAGCAACGUAUCCGAAGUACGGCACGCAAAACUAAACGAGAUAAAGAAGAGCUGAGAGCACAGAGGAGGAGAGAGAGAUCCAAAACUCCACCUAGCAAUCUCUCCCCCAUUGAGGAUGCUUCGCCCACUGAGGAACUGAGGCAAGCUGCAGAAAUGGAGGAGUUACACAGGUCUUCCUGUUCAGAAUACUCACCAUCUGUCGACUCAGAAGCAGAGGGAUUUGAUGUCAUUGCCUCCAAGCUGUACAAAUCUGGCAGCGAAUACAAUCUCCCAACAUUUAUGUCCCUUUACUCUCCAACAGAAAAAACUUCUAGUUCUGGCUACCCUUCCAGCAAGCCCCUGAAAAGUGCUGAAGAAGCCUAUGAAGAGAUGAUGAGGAAGGCAGAGAUGUUCCAAAAACAGCAACCAUCCCAACAAAGUGUCUCCUACAGCAACACCUUCCAGCAAGUAGGCUAUCGUAGUUCAGAAGGCCAAAAUAAUUUUGAAUACCAAUAUAUCGAUGACUACGGUUUUGAUAGCCGGAAUGUGGAUUCCUCCCAGUCUGACUACCAGAAUGAACUUUCCAAAUCUGGUGCAGUUUAUGAAGAAAUCCUUCAGACAUCACAGAAUAUUUCCAGGAUGCAUCAGUCUUCUUCUCUGGAUCUGACUAUGGAACAGGAAGUAAAGAAGAAAGGGAGGGAAGACCCUUAUCAAGAAAAGCAGUUUCUGAAUGCAGAGAGUGCUUAUGAAAGUGGCCCGCUUACUCCUGGGACAAGCCCCACGCAGCUAUCUGCUCCUGUCUCCUUUUCAUCUUCUGAAAGCACCACUGACAGAAUAAUCCCUGAUGUUAGAGUCACUCAGCAUUUUGCAAAAGAGAGUCAUGAGCACCCAAAACUUCACAGCUCGCCUACUGCGCCCAGCUCAGUUUCAAAGAGUGUAUCAACGCCCUAUACAUAUGCUAAAGGAUCUAGCACAGUCGCCACUGUUGUUUCCAGUCCUGUAAGUGCACCACGAGUCUACAGCUCUCCAACUUCUUUAAGUGGCUCAGAUGCGCCGUCUGUGUCCACCACUAGCCGAAGUUAUAGUCAAACAAAAGGAACGGCAAGUUAUGGCUCUCAAACAGAAAAUGUCACCAGAGUCAAGAGUGUUACAGAGAUCAGUGGGCCAUCAGCAAGAGAUAAACUGCAAAGUAUGACAGAGAGCAAGACAAAUGUUUCUAUGUCAACACCUAAAAUGUAUUCUUUCUUCAAAAGCUCCAGCCCCCCACUUUCCCCUUCCUCUCCUACUCAAAGUCCCACUCAUGCUGCUCCAAGAGUUGGGGUGCCUUUUAGUUCAGGGGUUGGAUCUAAAUCAACCGCUGAGUUUUCCACUCAAACACAUAGCACAAUUAUCACAUAUGAUAUCCCCACUACUACUGCUAUGUCGAUGUCUUCUCCUAUGAUAGCCCAAGGAACACAAACACCCCACCGAUCUAGCUCUCCCCGCCUCACUAGGCAACAGUCAUCGCAAGAAUCCCCCUUUAUGGUCAUCACGUUAGCAUCGGAUGUAGCCAUCCAAACUAAGCCAAUUGGUGCAGGCGCCUCCAUUUCGCCAGCUUCGUCUCCGACUAGACAGGGCCGUCAGCAAACAAUGCACAGUUACAGUCAGACGGUAACCAAUGCAGCGCAACUCCAGCAAGAGCAGCUGCAGUCCACUUACACAAAGACACAAUCUGUGCUGGAAAAAGCCUCUGCUUCUAGUGCUGCAAUGCAGAAAGUGCAAACCACAGCUGCUGCUGACAGCAUUUCUGGUGUGUACAGCUGGGGAACACUCCCUGCAGAGAACAUUUCUUUGUGCAGAAUAUCAUCCAUUCCUGGGACAUCUAGAGUAGAACCUGGACCCAGACCACCUGGCAGUAAUAUUGUAGAUUUGCGGACUGCUAUAAAGUCGACUCCAAUCAUUAUAACGGACCAAGGCAUGGAUCUCACAUCCCUUGCUGCAGAAGGCAGAAAAUAUUGUCUCACGAUGGACCAGUCGCCAAGUCGGCAGUCCACAGCCAUCCAGCCCUUAAUCAUCAAUCUCAAUGCUCAGGAACAGCCUCAUGCAAUCAUAAGCACAGCCACGACAGUCAGCAUCACUGUUGCUUCUUCCAUGCUUGUGUCUCAGCCAAAGCAACCUUCAGUCUACGGAGACCCUUUCCAGAACAGAAUGGACUUUGGUCAAGGGACAGGGAGCGCAGUCUGCCUGACACAUGUUAAACAAGUGGAGCAAGCAGUUCAGACUGGCACCUUCAGAGGAGCUAUGAGCGGCACGAGCAUGCCUGCUUCUGGAGGCCGGCCCGAAGCUGUGGGCCCACAGCAAAUGAAAUUCGCAAGGUACAAUUUGCCCAAUCAAAUGACACCUUUGAUGAAAAAAGAUGCUCUGAUCACUCAGACCAGUAGUGCACAGAAUGUUGUUAGUGCCAUUCCCAGACCGUUCCCUCAGGAUCAAGGCUCAGAAGUAUAUAGAGGGAUGCCAGUGGAACUGAAAACCCAGUCUCCUCCGAUUUCCCUUGGAAGCAAGAAAUCCCAAGUGAUGAUGGUGCAGAUGGAUGAUAUAGCCCCAGGCCCUGUCACAAAACUCAUCAAAGAUGAACCUCCUCCCAACGCUCUUGAUCUCACUGGGAUGAAGCCUGAAAGCCAAGUGCCAUGUUGCGACGUGGUCUACAAAUUUCCAUUUGGAGGCAGCUGCACUGGAGCUUUCAAUCCUUCUUCCAAGCUACCAGAGAAAAACGUUGGGGAUGAAGCUCAUGCUGGCAAACCCAGUGGCCAGUACUAUGGAAACCGGGAACAGGAGGUAUCCGAGAUAUAUCCCUAUAGAGAACAAACAGGACCGGGGGCUAACCCCUAUGACGAACACAGGUUCUAUCCACAUGGGCUGUUUGGGAGGUUGUAUUCAUCCAUGUCUGACACCAACCUUUCUGAAAUGGGUUUGAACUAUUACCCAGUUAAAGGAGAACAGUCAUUCCACUCCCCUGCUGGAGAUUCGGCGGUGGAUUUAACAACCAUGAAACAUUCAUAUAGCGUCAGCUUUACGGAGGGAAGCUAUAUGGGGCAAGGGAUGCAGUACGGCUCUUUCUCUGACCUCAGACAGCCCACUGAUUUGCUAAGCCAGUCAUACCCAAUGCGAAGAUAUAGCUCAGCCUCUAAUAUAUACUCUGAUUAUAGGUAUUCGCCAAGAGCAGACUUGGCUAAUUUUCAGGAAGCCAGCCUGGCUCAUUAUAGCGCCACUACAGCUCGUGAAAUCAGCAGAAUGUGCGCAGCACUCAACUCCAUGGACCAGUAUGGGGGCAGACACACAAACAGCCCAGAUCUUCUCCAGUAUGGACCUAGUGCUCUUGGUGCUGGGCCAGGAGGGAGUGGGAGCAUCUCUGCUCAGCAGGGUGCCAUGAAACCAAACAUGAUGUACAAUCCAAAUUUUCCUGAAACUCGCCCAGGGUUUGGAAACCUAGCCCAGUACAAUCUCUCCAGGAUCGGAGCCGUCAGACAGAUACUCCCUUCCACAGCCACUGUACGAGCUGCUGAUGGCAUGAUUUAUUCAACCAUUAAUACACCAAUAGCAUCAACCCUUCCCAUAACCACCCAGCCAGCUUCUGUGCUACGACCUAUGCUCCGAGGCCUAUAUAGACCAUAUGCGCCAAGCAGCAUCACACCUGUCCCUCUGUCCAACUUGACCAGAGUGCCUGUAGUUACCCCAAGAAUGCCCCUUGCAGCCCAAGGCUUGUAUCGCUAUCCGGUGCCCAGCAGACUCCCAGCGGUUCCAACAACAUCAGUGAUGGAAUCUCCAAUGUAUUUGGGAAAGCCUGCUAGCACCACUGAACCUAGCACUGUUGCCACUAGUGUAAGUUCGGCACCAGCUUCCAAGCCUCCAGCUCCAACUGCUGUUAGUGUGCAAAGGCCCGAGCAAACAGGCACUGUCACCCGAGAGGAGGCUCCCGCCGCAACUUCUGGAGUGCCCGCUACUACCAGGGAGCCCGGCCAAGGACCCCAGCAACCACCACAAAUACCAGUCCCAAAACAGCAAGUGGAAGUUCCGCAAUCCAGUGCCACCAGCAAAGGGGCCGCAGAAAGGGAAGAGAAAGAGAAGGAGGAAGAGAGGCAGAGGAAGCAGCAAGAGCACAUCCUCCAGAUUGAGAGGGAGAGAGUAGAGCUGGAGAAACUGAGACAGCUGAGGCUCCACGAAGAGCUGGAGAGGGAACGUGUGGAGCUGCAGAGGCACAGGGAGAAGGAGCAGAUGCUGAUGCACAGGGAGAUCCAGGAACUGCAGUCCAUAAAGCACCAGGUCUUGCAGCAGCAGCAGGAGGAGCGCCACGCCCAGUUUGCUAUGCAGCGGGAACAGUUGGCCCAACAGCGCUUGCAACUGGAGCAGAUCCAGCAACUGCAGCAACAGCUGCAGCAGCAGUUAGAGGAACAGAAGAGGCAAAAACCCGCCUUUCCUCCGGUAGGUGACCAGGCAGGGAGGAUCCCUCCCCAGGGUGCGUCAGAGAUGGCCAUAGAAAUGCAAAGGACCCUGGCUCAAAAUGGGCAGUACUGGCCACCUCCAAGCCAACCCUUCAUGGCUACGGCAGCUCCAGGGCAAGAUGGGCAAGCACAGCCUCGCUAUGUCGGGCUCCAGAGGCCCCUCACCAACUCAGCCUCUGAAAUGUCACUGCAGACCGAAGAACAGUGGGAAACCAGUCGAGGCAUUAAGAAGCGUAACUCUAUGCCGCGUCUUCGGGAUGCAUAUGACAGGGAGCCUGGCCACGAGCCGUACAUUGUGAAGAAGAUUACAGACAGCAGUGUACAGACUGAUGAGGAGGAUGGUGAAGAGCGCUUCUAUGCAUCCCGGCGGCGCCGUACCCGGCGCAGCACUGACUGUAGUGUUCAGACAGAUGAGGAAGAUAAUGCCGAGUGGGAACAGCCGGUGCGGCGGCGGCGCUCCCGCUUCACCCGACAUUCGGACUCCGGAGCGGAGAGCAAACAAGACUCCGCCACAAAAGGCAUGGCCAGCAUAGCGAUCCAAACCAUCAGCGACUGUUCCGUGCAAACUGAACCCGACCAGCUCCACAGAGUGUCUCCCUCCAUUCACAUCACCACUCCUGACCCCAGGGUGGAGAUAGUGAAGUACAUCUCUGCCCCUGAGAAGACCCAACGAGGAGAGAGCCUGGCCUGCCAGACGGAGCCAGAAGCUCAGCCCCAGCCAGGCAUUGUGGUCCCUCAGCUCACCGUGCCUACAACAAUUACGCCUUAUUCCUCCAACAUCCAAAUUGUAAGCACAGGUCCCCUGGAUCCACAUGUAGUCCGACAGCAAGCGCUAGCGAAGAAAAAGCCUGACCCUCUGGAAAUUGGCUACCAGUCCCACCUGCCUACAGAUUCCUUGUCUCAACUGGUUUCUCGCCAGCCUCCCAAAUCGCCCCAGGUGCUCUACUCCCCAGUCUCUCCCAUCUCCCCUCAUCGGCUGCUAGAGUCAUCAUUCACAACCAGUGAAAGGCUCAACAAAGCCCAUGUGACCCCACAGAAGCACUUCACAGCUGACUCUGCCCAGCGCCAGCAGACUCUGCCUCGCCCAAUCAAAACCAUGCAGAGGUCCUUAUCUGAUCCCAAGCCCAUCAGUCCAACAUCAGAGGAGUCUGCAAAGGACAGGUUUUCCUUGUAUCAGCAUACAUUGCUUGCUGGAAGCCAGAUGUCCGCUCUGCAGUCCAACACCCUCACUCGAAAGGUGAAACGAACGCUGCCCAGUCCCCCUCCAGAAGAAGCUCACCUCCCUUUGGCCAGCCAAGCCCACUCACAGAUGUACAUGCCCGGCCUUAUGCAGAAAGGAAUGGGAGUGCAGGCCAUUCAAGUGACUAAAGCUGGCCUCCUCAAAGACAUUGACCGGGACUUGAAGCUGGUGGAGCACGAGUCUACUAAGCUGCGGAAGAAACAAGCUGAGCUGGAUGAGGAAGAGAAAGAGAUCGAUGCCAAGCUGAAGUACUUGGAGCUGGGAAUCCAUCAAAGAAAGGAGUCUUUGUUGAAGGAUCGGAAUGUGCGUGAUUAUCCCUAUCUGCGAUGCCUGGGAGAGAACAGGGAUUACAUGUCUGACAGUGAGCUAAACAACCUCCGCCUUUCCAGCUACGAGACUGGCAGCCUCCUGGCUAGACCCAGCACUGCUCCUUCUAAUCAAUAUGCCGAUUUCUCCAGCACACAGUACACAUCCGCCUCCUCCUAUACUCCAUAUCAGUAUUCCUCAGGACAGGCUGCCCCGCCAGCCCAAGCCACAUUCCAGCAAACAAGAUUUCAGCCCCCGCACUAUCCUGCAGCUAGCAAUAGCCCUGCUCAAAAUGGUUUCCAGGCCAGCCAGAUGCCUGCCUAUCCUUCCCAAACAACGUAUCAGCCGCACAGCUUCACUCCAAGCACCGGGUAUCAAUCCGAUUUGGGCCUGCAGAGCCAUCAAGGCUUCCGGCCCCCUUACCAAGCUCAGACCACGUAUUCCAGCCAGACACCUUUGCAGUCUGCUCAGAGCACUCUCUUUCAAACCCACGCAGACACACACACAACCUCCCAGAAGCCGCGGCAGACAUCUCUAGCUGAUCUAGAACAGAAGAUCCCCACCAAUUAUGAAGUGAUCAGUAAUCCCAUUGUGGUGAUUUCUGCUGCAACGCCAGAAGUUACAUAUAGCACCACAACAGUUACCAGCAGCUAUGACCAAUACAAAGCCCCAGAGGGAAGGCCAACAGACAGGAGUGGUGCAGUUCAAAGUCCCUCCACCAGCUAUUCCUCCGACUCUCUCUACACCAACCUGGAGCAAAACAUUCCUCGGAACUAUGUAAUGAUUGAUGAUAUCAGUGAACUGACCAAAGAGAGCACCACAGGGGAGGGCCAGAAAGGAGAUUUGCACUCACAGAGCAGCAAUGGCCGGCAUGGUAAAGAAAAGGGUGACCUGGCAGAUGCAGACAUCUCCAGUAGGCCUUGCUGCUAUUCUAAGGGAGAAGAAGAGUCUGAGGAAGAUAUGUACGAUCAUCAUGGCCCUGACUACCGAGGGAAGAACUACCACAGGGGCCCAGAGAGCAAUGGCAGGAUGGCUGGUAGCUCUGGUUCCUACUACUAUGGUGACAGUGAUUACAGGCAUUCCUCUCGCCCAGAAAAGCAUGGGUCCAGUGUGGGAAUGCAGAAACACACUUCUAAAAACUUGGCCCCAGCUGUCAUCUCUUCCAAGCGCAGCAAGCAUCGGAAGCAAGGUAUGGAGCAGAAGAUAUCCAAAUUCUCCCCUAUAGAAGAAGCCAAAGAUGUGGAAUCAGACCUGGCCUCCUAUACAGUAACCACGUCAGUCAGUAGCAGCAGCGUAGCAUCCAGAGCCAAGAAGAUGCAAGAUGAUAUUACUUAUGGCCUCAAGAAGAAUGUAUAUGAUCAGCAGAAGUACUAUGGCAUGUCCAGCAGGGAUAUGAUGGAAGAGGAUGAUAGAGCAUAUAGUGGUGGACGAUCCAGGUCUUCUGGUUAUGUGUCAGAAAAACUGUCAAGCCGAGAGGUCAGCAGCAGGAGCAGAUCCUAUGAGAGAGAGAGCAUGGAGAGGCCUCCAAAAGGAAGCUCCAAACCUUCUUCUCUUAGUAUGGGUCAGAGUCGUGGGCGACCUCCAAUUCGCACACAGACUUCAGAAGAGGAAAGCCCUAUCAGUCCUUUGGGGAAAUCUGUGGGCGUGUCACGGUCCUCUGGUGGACCCCUCCCUCAGUCUGCUGGAGACAGCUGCUCCCAGUUCUGCUCCAGUCACUCAUUGCCUGAUGUACAAGAACAUAUCAAAGAUGUGCCAAGAACCCACUAUUACAAGCAUGAAGAAGGUUAUAUCAUGGAUGAUUCACACUGUGUUGUUUCAGACAGUGAAGCCUAUCACUUGGGUCAGGAGGAGACAGACUGGUUUGAUAAGCCGAGGGAACCUCGCUCAGAGAGGAUGAGGCAUUAUGGUGGCCACUCCUCAUCCUCCCAGAAGAGGGGUACAGUAAAACAUACUUAUCAUGACUAUGAUGAACCUCCAGAUGAAGACUUGUGGCAUCAUGAUGACUACUCCCACCCACGUCAUACCUCUUCCAAAGAACAUCGACACCAUGGAGAUUAUGGGAGGCAUACUUCAUCCUCCCGGCACUCCAGUGAUGAUCUGCCAAGGAGAUCAUCGAGACAACAUCCAAGAGAUCCAGGUCGCCAUGAAUCACGUGGACAUGGACAACCCUCUUCCCAGAAGAAAGCUCAGCAAGCAGAUAUGAGAACUCAGCCAGGUUAUCCUUCCAGCACUUCAGAAUAUUCCCAGCAGUCCCGGCAGCCAUCUGGCUACCAUCAUACCUCAGAGUCCCAAAAACCGCAGAGGCAGGUGCAACAUGGGCCAUCAUCUCAGCAGCCAAAAUCAGAGCCGCUUUCCCAUCCGCAGCAACAACAGCAGCAGCAAACGAGGCAGCAACAAGCAGGACAGCAGCAGCAGGCUUCAGCCAGGCAGCAACCACAGUCAGGCAGACAGCCUCAGCCGCACCCAACAGCUCCUUCACAGCAGUCUUCUCAGCAGCAGCCCCAGCAAGCCAGGAUGCAGCAGCAGCAUCAACAGCAGCAACAGCCACCGCAGCAGCAACAGCAGCAGCAGCAACAACAACAGCAGCAACAGCCACCGCAGCAGCAACAGCCGCUGCAGCAACAGCCACCACCGCCGGGGACCCAAGCCCAACCCUCCACACGGCCAGCCCAACAGCAGCCUGGGCAGCCCCAGCCGCUAGGCAAACCACAGUCAACCGUCCAAGCACAACCUAGCGCACACCAAGCAGGACCACCUAAAACAGAACAGACAGAUGCAUCCAAGCCUACCACAAAAGUGCCACAGGUGGGGAGAGCACCCCAAACACAGCCACAGGGAACAAUCGCAGGAGGCAUUAAGCUGGGUCCUAAGCCAGCUGGAGCGCCCACUUCUGCCAGCGCAGCAGCUGGUCAGCCGGGAGCAGAAGGAGAGAGCGUCUUCUCCAAAAUUCUGCCAGGAGGUGCAGCAGAACAAGCAGGCAAAUUGACUGAAGCUGUGUCAGCUUUUGGCAAAAAAUUCACAUCGUUUUGGUGAGAGAAUGCCACCAGGAGUUUUGGAGAAUACAUGAAGAUCACAUCACUGCAGUGGAAAAACCUAUGAAGAAUAAAGUGGAUUCAGUCUGCUGCUCCGGACUCUGGGUAUAAGACUUUUGAAACCAUGGAAAACCCCUAGGCUGUGAGACUGAAUGUGGAAGAGGUGUUUACGUGUACAUCUGCCUGUGGAUCCCAUAAGAAACUCCUUGAGGACAUCUGAGCCAACGGUCACAAAGGGCUUUCAGAAGCCACCUGUUGUCGACAUCGUGGU